This is a messenger RNA of Penicillium waksmanii, 945 nucleotides long. RefSeq lists its product as uncharacterized. NCBI's taxonomy places the organism in Eukaryota, Fungi, Ascomycota, Eurotiomycetes, Eurotiales, Aspergillaceae. The transcript has a single exon. The record is from RefSeq and is a predicted model, not a curated record. The coding region runs from base 1 to 945 and encodes 314 amino acids.
AUGUCUAGCGACUCUUCUGAAAAUGGGAUCAUCGGCGAAUACGCGGGCAAUGAUUUCAGCAUCAAAGCCACUUUCACAGUGUUCUUGGGAAUCGCUCUCUAUAACUCUAUUGAGCUUAUGGUGUUAAUAUUUGCCUCAUUUCGCCGAUACCAAGGUCUUUACUUCUGGAGCUUGUUGCUUGCAACGGUUCUAGGUGUAAUUCCACAGUCCCUGAGCUUUAUUCUAAAAUACUAUAACAUCGGCCCGCUUUGGUUCUCCAUCACCUUGUCCACUCUGGGGUGGUAUUUCAUGGUCACGGGACAAGCGCUGGUGUUAUUUUCGCGCCUCAAUAUCGUGGUGCAAGAUUUAACAGUCAGUCAUCGUGUUCUGGCGAUGAUCAUUGUCAACGCCAUUGUCUUGCAUAUCCCAACGACGAUUCUCACCUACGGCUCCAACUUUAUCCAAACCUCAGUUUGGGUCCAUGGAUACACCAUAAUGGAGCGCAUCGAGCUCACCGGCUUCUGUCUCCAAGAAUUUAUCAUUUCCGGCCUAUACAUCUCAAAAACUAUCAGCAUUCUCCGCGUAUCACCCCCCAGUAUCCACGGCCACAAUCCGAAUCGCAAGGUCAUGUAUCAACUACUUGCCAUUAACGCCCUCAUCAUUGUUAUGGACAUCAUUCUGUUGGUCUUCGAAUAUCUCAAUUAUUUCGUCAUUCAAACGACGCUCAAAUCGGCGGUAUACAGCAUCAAGCUUAAGCUUGAGUUCGGCGUCCUGAGUCGCCUUGUUUUCCUGGUACAGUCACAUCAAUACUGGCCACGAGAUUCACCCCGGGUCUAUCCACGCCCGACGCCAGCUCGUGAAGAGCUGGAAUAUCACACAUUUCUUGAUGAUUCUCGAGAUAGUCCGGGCUAUGUCUCUACGCCAAAGAGUUGUGAGCUAGCUACUUCUCGUCAUAUAUCUGCCUGA